AUGUGGUACUUGCACAACGAGGUGGUGUGGAUGACCCCGCGAAAGUUCAAUAUCACAAGGCUCCAGCGCUUCAAAGUCUCAAGUCGGGCACCGCAACCCCUCUACAAUUUGGGCAUGAACUUCGGAGUUCGUUACGCGUACGAUGCCGCGCAGUGCACUGGACCUUGGAACUGCGACCUCAGCUAUGGGAGGUAUGGCUACUUUGUUGGAUGCAACAAUCUGGGGGAGUUUCCCUUCCCUACCUACCAAAUUUACUACGAGGGAGCCAAGUGGUACACACUUCCAGGACCAUGCCCAGCCAACACGUGGCAGGAGAAGGACGCCGCCUGCAUCAAAGACCAGCCGGGCGGCCUCUGUGAAGGCACUCCCACAGGUGCUGGGGACUGCACGUACAGCAUCGAGCAUGCGGGAGAAAUCUCGAUUGACGAGAUGACGGGCAUCGAGGACUACGGCCGCUUUAUCAGCGAAGGGCACGUAGAGUUCAACAAGGCAGACGACAAAGGCGACGGCCUGGAAUUCUGGAACAAGAUGAACGACACCGAAGCCAACACUGAAAGGAUGGCAAAGGUAGACAAGCUGUUCAAGGACAAGUUCCCGGACAUGCCGAGCGAUGCAGAUCUGCCGUCACCGACAUGUGAUUUCCAGAUGGAGCAGUUUUAUAAAGGAAUCACCACCACGACCACUACCACCAGCACCACUACGACAACGACAACAACAACUACCGUGGCACCUCUUUGCACAGUUAGCGAUCGUUGCUCUGGUGCUGUGCGAUGGGCCAUGCAACAUGGCAUCGGAGCUCACCCAGAGUGGUAUCCAGGUCUGUCAAAGCACUCCAGCUUCUCAGACUUUCAGGCGCAAAUCCAUCGAGCCACGCCAGACGUCUGUCCUACCCCCUGCCACGGCAAUUCCAAACCGGUUUCGCACCCGGCUCCAACAACUCCAGCAGCAGCGCCCGCGCCGGUCGCUCCUGCUGGUUGCCGAGAUGCUCACCCAGGAGAGUCCUGCUACUCGGCCGUGCGGUGGGCAAUGCGCCAUGGAAUUCGAGAGCAUCCACAUUGGUAUCCUGGACUUUCUUCCACCUCCAGUUUUGCAGACUUCCAGGCCCAGGUGCACAAGGCCACGCCCAGGAAGUGCCCUCCACCUUGCACUGCCCGCUGA
Molecule: messenger RNA, 1158 nt
Organism: Symbiodinium sp. CCMP2592
Lineage: Eukaryota; Dinophyceae; Suessiales; Symbiodiniaceae
Source: the annotation of a GenBank genome assembly